Messenger RNA from Nannospalax galili (Upper Galilee mountains blind mole rat), 3610 nucleotides. RefSeq names its product tweety family member 1 (gene Ttyh1). The transcript has 14 exons. NCBI's taxonomy places the organism in Eukaryota, Metazoa, Chordata, Mammalia, Rodentia, Spalacidae. Gene Ontology annotation, molecular function: volume-sensitive chloride channel activity; intracellularly calcium-gated chloride channel activity. The record is from RefSeq and is a predicted model, not a curated record. The coding region runs from base 120 to 1472 and encodes 450 amino acids. Gene Ontology annotation, cellular component: smooth endoplasmic reticulum membrane; plasma membrane.
CUCCGCCCCCCGCCCUCUGGGCUCGCGCUCCCCGGAGCCCGGCAGACCCCGCUCCGCCCGUGCCCCGCUCAGCACCCAGGCUCCCGGCCCGGUCCGCCCCUCUGCCCCUCUGUGGGGCCAUGGGGGCACCCCCGGGCUACCGACCCUCAGCCUGGGUGCAUCUCCUCCACCAGCUACCCCGCGCCGACUUCCACCUCCGCCCGGUGCCCAGCGGUUUCGCGCCCCGCGAUCAAGAGUACCAGCAGGCCCUGCUGCUGGUGACGGCCUUGGCGGGCCUGGGUUUGGGCCUGACCCUCAUCUUCAUCGCUGUCUACCUCAUCCGUUUCUGCUGCUGUCGACCCCCAGAGCCUCCCGGGGCCAAGAGCCCCCCACCCGGGGGAGGCUGUGUCACCUGGAGCUGCAUCGCUGCCCUUCUCGUGGGCUGUGCCGGCAUUGGCAUUGGUUUCUAUGGCAACAGCGAGACCAGUGAUGGGGUGUCCCAACUCAACUCAGCACUGCUGCACGCCAACCACACGCUCAGCACCAUUGAUGACUUGGUGCUGGAGACAGUGGACCGGCUGGGCGAGGCGGUGAGGACAGAGCUGACCACCCUGGAGGAGGUGCUGGCAGAGCGCACAGAGCUGGUGGCUGCUGCCAGGGGUGCUAGGCGGCAGGCCGAGGCUGUGGCUCAGCAGCUGCAAGGGCUGGCCUUCUGGCAGGGAGUGUCCCUGAGCCCUGUUAGGGUGGCUGAAGAUGUGUCUUUUGUGGAAGAGUACAGGUGGCUGGCCUACGUCCUUCUGCUGCUCCUGGUGCUUCUAGUGUUCCUCUUCACCCUCCUGGGCCUGGCGAAGCAGAGCAAGUGGCUGGUGGUCGUGAUGACUGCCAUGAGUUUCCUGGUGCUUGUCCUAAGCUGGGGCUCCAUGGGCCUAGAGGCUGCCACAGCUGUGGGCCUUAGUGAUUUCUGCUCCAACCCGGACACUUAUGUGCUGAACCUGACCCAGGAGGAGACUGGGCUCAGCUCAGACAUCCUCAACUAUUACUUCCUGUGCAACCAGGCAGUUUCCAACCCCUUCCAACAGAGGCUGACUCUGUCCCAGAGAGCUCUGGCCAACAUCCACUCCCAGCUACAAGGCCUGGAGCGGGAAGCUGUCCCUCAGUUCUCCACAGCACAGAAGCUGCUGUUAUCCUUGGAAGAGAUGCUGAACGUGACCGAGGGAAACUUCCACCAGUUGGUGGCGCUGCUGCACUGCCGCAGCCUGCACAAGGACUAUGGCGUGGCACUGCGAGGACUGUGUGAAGAUGCCCUGGAAGGCCUGCUCUUCCUGAUGCUCUUCUCACUCCUGUCUGCAGGGGCCCUGGCCACCAGCCUCUGCAGCUUGCCCCGUGCCUGGGCCCUCUUCCCUCCCAGUGAUGACUACGAGGACACAGAUGAUGAUGACCCUUUCAACCCUCAGGAAUCCAAGCGCUUUGUGCAGUGGCAGUCUUCCAUCUGAGGCCCUCCUCUCCACCAGCCUGGAGCUUGCCUCUCCUCUUUGCUCCUUUCCUGGCUGCUGGAGGAGGCCCCACUAAGCAGACCUGACUGGGCUGUGACCACUAACACUGCUGGCCACGAACACCUUACAUAGGACAGCUUCCUGCUCUGGCCCCAACACUCCCCACCGCCAUCUGUCAUUAGCACUGGGGACUGCUGAGUGUCAGAACAGGGACCAGCACUAGCUGAGCUGGGGGCAGACCUACAGAAGCUGCCCCUCACCCCUUGCUGACAGUCCUGUCUUUGAAAGGACUGAGCUGGGGUGGGGAUGUGGAUGUCUCUGCUCCGGCCACAUGCCCCAGUGAUCUCAACUAGUGGCACUAACUUUCAAGUGGGCUGAUUUGAAGUAAAAGGGAAGACUUCAUUUUACAGGUGGCUUAGGCCCUUCUUAUUGCUCUUCUCCUGGGAGAGGAAGUCCUGGCUGGUUAGGGAGACCUAGGGGCUGACAGCCAAUUCUCCUAUGGUUCAGGCUUAGCACUGCUCUGGUUCUAAAAGUUACACAUGUAUCCUGACCCAGGAAGAGGCAGAUCUCUGGAAGAAAAGAAACCUAGAGCUAGCUCAAACAUGAGUAGAUUCACAUGACUGAAGUCUAGCUUCAAGUCUGUGUGAAAUCCGAAAGGCCUGUUGGGUUUAGAAGUGAUGCAGGCUCAACUAGCUGUCCAUCAGCCGAAAAUGCCCGUGCAACAUGGACAGAAAACUUGAGUGUGUGCUAGAAAAGGGACCGAAGUGUUCCAAGAGAAAACAGGAGCAUAUGUGUGCUGCAUAGCCAGGGCUGUGCAGGGGGAAACCUUUUAAGAAUGGUAUUAGAAAUCCAGACAGGAAAAGAUGAGGUAUUCAGUGAAUCUGGGGUCAAAAAUAAUAUGAAGUUGAAAGGCAAAUUUAUUGUCUGGGGAACAAUGUACAGGUUUUUGUUGUUGUUAGCACAUAUGACAAAGAAAAAAUAUCUUUAAUACAUAAUCUACAAAAGCUUCCAUUUAUCUAACAAAAAGACAACUCAAUUUAAAAUUAAGCCACUUGGCUGAGUGGGAUGGCACACGACGUUAGUCCUAGCACUCAGAAGGCUGAGGUAGGCGGAUCUCUGUGAGCUCCAGGCCAGUCUGUUCUAUAUAGUGAGUUCCAGGACGGCCAGGGCUACAGGGAGACCAUCUCAAAAAUAAUUUUUUUUAAGUUAAAUUAAAAUAUGCAAUUAGAUUAAGGAAGCAAAAACACCAAGAUAAACAGCAGACCUGUUCAAGUUCUUAUGAUUUGGAAACACAAUGUGCUACACUUUUCCCCAGGAUCUAGUAUUGUGACAUUAACUUGGCUGCUGUCCUGUGCUAAUCAGGAGACAUAGGGAAGAGGAAUUCAAUUAUGACGCCCUCCCCACCCCCAGGCUGUGAACCCCCCAGUCAUGUGAAAAAACGGAAAAAUCUGCUGGAAUGUGAAAGACUGAAAACCAUACCUCUUGACUGGUGAUCCUGGUGAUCUGGAACCAGGUCCCAGAAGAAGCACAGGCAUCUAAAGAUGUGUGUGGAGCGUCCUCUGCUCCAACAACGCUCACACCAGUUAAACCAGGAGACCGGAAGUCCACAAAAAAGAAGUUAUUUGCACAGCAGAGCUCCCCUCGGGACUUGCAGCUCCGUGGGGGAAAACGGUGGAGGGAGGGCCAGGAACGCAAGCACAGACGGUUCACAUCCCAGAUGGUCCUUAGCACAGCUGGAUGCCUCUGGGCCCUAGUCCCAGUACCACCCUGCUGGUCCUGGGCAAGUUAUUUGGCCUUUCGAACCUCAGUUGCCUCGUUAAGCAAAUGGGUAUCAUAAAUCUAAGAAACUCAGCUUUGGGACAGGCGAAAUGGAAGCUACAGGCAACACGAUGCCUUUUACACCCUGGCACGCAAAAAAUAUUAGUGGAAAAAGCCCUGAAAUCUAAAUAAACUCUGCGGCUUAGUUAAGAGCAAUGCAACAAUGUCAGUUUCUUACUUUUAAGAAAUAAAACCAUAGUAAAUGCGAGGCGAUAACAAUAGGGGAAAGUGGGCAGAGGAUGCCCGACUUCCGUACUGGCGAUUUUAUUUUCUUCUGUAAACCUAAGUUUAUUCCAAAAUAAAAGUUCAAACAACAAAAA